UUCAAAAUAGAUUUAUAUUUAAAAAAUGUCAUUUUAAAAAGUGUUAUCUUUUUAUUCACUCUUUCAUACAUUACAUGAGUAAAGAACAAGCAUCCCUAGAUAAAAAGUACUCUCAUGUGCCAACGAAAGGCAGCUGGGAGAUUCCUCGUAAGACAUUCCAUUACAGUAUAGGCUUCUUUGUUUUAUACAUAAUUAUGGGAGGUGUGGAAGCAAGUGACGUUUACCCUAUUUUAACUGCCAUGCUGUGUGUGGUGGGAUCUGCCGAAGUGUUGCGUUUUAACGCAGAGUGGUUCAACCGAAUCUAUUGUUACGUUUUAGGCCCGCUUAUGCGACCCUCCGAAGUCAAGAACAGAGUCAAUGGUGUUGUCUACUAUCUGCUUGGUUGUGUGAUUGUCAUUUAUUUCUUUCCAAUUGAUAUUGCAGCACUUUCGAUUAUCUAUCUCUCAUGGACAGACCCUACAGCCAGUAUCUGUGGUCGUCUGUGGGGUAAAUAUACACCACAAUACGGUGGUAAAUCGUUGGCAGGAAGUUUGGGUGCCGCAGUGGUGGGUACCAUGGUGACUUGGAUGUAUUUUGGUCCGUUGGCACGUUACCCGUUGUCAUACCAACCAUCUACAAGUCCCGUUCCAUUGAGUGUCUUGAGUCUGUAUGGUGGUCUGGUGGCUGCCUUUUCCGAAGGUAUCAGCAAUCUCUUUGGAUUGGAUGAUAAUUUGACCAUUCCCGUUGUCAGUGUCAUCUUGUUAUGGAUCCCCUUGGUUGGUUUUGGCUUGGGUCACGCAUAG
Messenger RNA from Mucor mucedo, 782 nucleotides. RefSeq names its product phosphatidate cytidylyltransferase. Gene Ontology annotation, cellular component: endoplasmic reticulum membrane. NCBI's taxonomy places the organism in Eukaryota, Fungi, Mucoromycota, Mucoromycetes, Mucorales, Mucoraceae. The record is from RefSeq and is a predicted model, not a curated record. Gene Ontology annotation, biological process: phosphatidic acid biosynthetic process. The coding region runs from base 75 to 782 and encodes 235 amino acids. Gene Ontology annotation, molecular function: ATP-dependent diacylglycerol kinase activity. The transcript is spliced from 3 exons.